AAUGUGGAGAUUUAGUAUUCGAAGCACGGAGCGUGCUCGAUUUGUCACCACAUCUGAACGUACAGUAUCCCAUAAUCCCCAUUUGAAGAGCGGUUUCCUGGCUGUUCAGUUGGCUGUCAGUGAAGCCAUCUUGGAGUAUGUCAGUCCAACGGUACCGGAGUAUGAGUUAAGUCUUGUUUCGAUGCCAGUAUCUCCUCUAAUGCAAGAGGCCAGAGUUCGUAAAGCUAUAUCGGGGAUAAUGCUUUGCUUCACUCUAGCCUUCCUUCCUCCUGUCUUGGAGACGGAGGCACUGGUCGUCAGGGAGUCAGUUAAUAGGUUUAAGCGCGCACUUCGUCUACGAAACGUAGAUUAUUCGGCUAUGUACCUCGGCUGGAUUGUCUAUGGCUACUUGACGGUUCUACCAGCCUGUAUUGCGGCCAGUACAACGCUACUCCUAAUAUUUCGCUGGAUACACUUGUUCUACAGCUUCAUAAUGCUUUUAAGUUAUGUAUCUGUGAUGAUUAUGAUGGCCCUUAUUAUGUCUAUGUUUCAAUAUAAAACUUGGGUCGCGAUUCUAUGGACGACGCUGUUCACGCUGAUGCAAACAUUUGUGGCCGAGUUGAUUAUCCAUCAUCAGAUCGAUACGAAGAAUUCCGUCCUGAAUUUCUUCCUACACCUGAUCAUCCCACCUUUGGGACUGGAACACGGCUUCAAUGAGUUCGCGUUGUUGCAGACUGGCCAGGACGGACGCUUGGAAUUCCUUUCCGUGAUGUUUACGAUACUAUCUUGGUUGUUCAUGUUCACCCUGUACUUCAGCUUCUUAAUGUUGCUGCAGAGAACAGUCAAGGAAAAUGCUAUAGGUGGCGAGGUUUCAUGGGAAUCGAUUCUCUUCAAGAAACUCGAAGACGUAAAUAAAUUACAUCAAAUAGAAACACCGACGGGCAGAGAACGAGAUAAUUUACAGGAAGUAGAUGAGUUGGUUGCGAAGGCUAUUAGUAUGCGAAACGUGUCCAAGUUAAUUAUGGAUAAACCAGUAGUAAAUAACGUAACAUUGGAUAUUUAUCGUUGUGAAUAUACGAUGAUGUACGCUGAGAGGAUACAAGUUAAAAUGUUGACUGCCAUAGAGGAUCUCAUGACGGGUUUAACCCUGCCAGACAACGGUACAAUCACAAUUCUUGGUGAGGAAAUGAAGCCGGGAUUGAACCCAAUAUCAAUGCUAACAAUGAUGGGUUACUGCCAUCGAAGUGAAGUUCUAAUUGACGAUCUAACUGUGGAUGAACAUCUUACUUUCUUUAUGUCUAUAAGCCUCUGGAAUGAAACCAGCCAAUUCAUAUCUGAGUAUGGACAUUUGCGUUCGCAGAGUUUGUUGAAAGAAUGUGACUUGGAGUCCGUGAAAAAUGAUUAUGUGCGCAUUUUGGAUGAUUACUAUCGUGCCCAGUUAUGCUGGGCCAUUGCUAUGCUUCUUGAGCCAAGGAUAAUAAUUAUACCAAAUUUUACUGGAAAGGCGAAUUAUAUAGCUGUUAUCAAGGAUAAAAUAAUGCAAUAUCGAAAAUAUAUCACUUUGAUAAAAUUCAGCUUUUCAAGUGUGUUCUUGGAAUAUGCAGAUCGCGCAUUUAUUUUUGACAAUAAGACCUUGCUGUUUGGCGGCACACCUGCAUAUAUGUUCUUCAAAUAUGGUCGAGACUACAGGGUAAGAAUAACAUUUGGAAGUAACAGAUACACGGAGGAAAAUGAUGAGCUUUUAGAAAAGGCUUCGGAAGCUGGGGCCUCGAUAAGGGCGCAUCUUGGCACUUUGUUGAUUCUUAAAGUGCCAACACACCCCACAGCUAAUGUUGCCAAAUUAAUUCAAACGCUACACGAAGGGGCUAAUAAGUAUGGGAUUGUUUCGAUGAAUAUCAGCAUACCCGAUUCUGAAGAAGUUUGCAAUAGAGCCAUAUUUGAAUCAAGAGCCACAACACAUGGCACUCCACGUGAACACACAAUAUCCAGAACUGCUUUGGGACAUAUUGAAAGUUCUCCUGACAACUGGAGUCCCACAAGAAUAUCUAACUUCGAUCAUUUUAUACAUUUAUCGUACAUUGGACAAAAAUUUACAUCAUUUUAUACGCAAAAUAGCAUUGUUUUGAUAUUUACGGUGAUCUCCGCUUUUGUAGCAGGAAUUUUUAUUGGGUUGUCAUUAUCGCUGCUACUCAGUGAUAUUGAGGAAGAUCGUGUUGCUAAGAAGAUUUUGCAUGGUGAUAUUUUGACGGUUGAAGCGUUGGAACAAAAGACGACUUUAGUUGUGCGCACAGACAACUCGAGUUACGGGCAAUCUAUUGCUUCAGCAUAUGUUCUCUCUGAAACUAAUGCGACCGAAAAAGAAAUUGAAAAUAUUGCGUACACUGCACUUUUGGAUAUCGAAAGCGUAACAGAAUAUUUAGUGACUCGUGCCAUUGACUCGCCACAGCACUACGUGUAUAUGUAUGCAUAUGGAUUGGAUGUUAAAUACAUGGACGAUAUAAUAUCGAUGCAAGUUCUCUACAGUCCAAUACACUAUGACCAUGCAGCGGCAGCCAGGUCUUUAGCUCGAGCCUAUAUGGCGCUUUUAAGGCAUUGUACGAAUGCCUUAGAUGCCACAAUACAAGUCACCGAUGAUCCACUAGCCCUGGACUUAACGCCUUGGAUGGUGUACGCGGAGAGGCCGCCUAUUUUUACGGAGUUCUUACUUAUACUAACAAUAUCUCAUAUGAUUUUAAUUCCAUCUAUGGAAAGUGGAUUUGUAAGGCAUACACAGGUACUUCAAUUCUACAAAUAGUACAGGAACAGCACGUUCUUUUUUCUUUUGGGUUUUGAAAAGUACAUCAAGUUAUACAAAACAAGUGUUCUGUGUAUCAUAUCGCACAUCUCUAUGGAACAGACAUUUCAGUGAUGACAAAAGUUGUUUUUGAAAACAUCUAA
Pieris napi is the source of this 2916-nucleotide messenger RNA. RefSeq names its product ATP-binding cassette sub-family A member 17-like. The record is from RefSeq and is a predicted model, not a curated record. Lineage: Eukaryota; Metazoa; Arthropoda; Insecta; Lepidoptera; Pieridae. Bases 2 to 2773 code for a protein of 923 amino acids. Gene Ontology annotation, cellular component: membrane; intracellular membrane-bounded organelle. The transcript has 20 exons. Gene Ontology annotation, molecular function: ATP hydrolysis activity; lipid carrier activity; ATP binding. Gene Ontology annotation, biological process: lipid transport; transmembrane transport.